CCGGGGCUCUCCCGCUGUCAGGGAGAGCCGGGAAAAGCUUUGGGAUCGGGGCCGGGAUUUGGGAUCGGCGCUUCCCGAUGAUUCCAUGGCCAUUCCCAGCGGGAUUCUCCUGGCUUGCUCCCUCUUCCUCCUGCCCGGAUUCGGGAAUUCCUUCAAUGUGGACACCGAGAGGCCCCGGAUCAUUCCGGGAUCCCGGGAAUCUUUCUUUGGAUACACGGUGCAGCAGCACGACAUCGGCGGCAAGAAAUGGCUGGUGGUGGGAGCUCCGUACGAAUCCAACGGGCACCAGAAAACCGGAGACGUCUACAAGUGUCCGGUGCCGAGUGACGGGAACUGCACCAAGCUCAACCUGGGGCGCGUGACGCUGUCCAACGUGUCGGAGCGCAAGGACAACAUGCGCCUGGGGCUGAGCCUGGCCACCGACCCCCGCGACAGCAGCGUCCUGGCCUGCAGCCCGCUCUGGGCCCACGAGUGCGGCAGCUCCUACUUCACCACGGGAAUGUGUUCCCGCGUCAGCUCCAGCUUCCGCUUCUCCCGCAGCGUGGCUCCGGCUCUGCAGAGGUGCCAGACCUACAUGGACAUCAUCAUCGUUCUGGAUGGAUCCAACAGCAUUUAUCCGUGGGUUGAAGUCCAGCACUUCCUGAUCAAUAUCCUGAAAAAGUUUUACAUCGGUCCCGGCCAGAUCCAGGUGGGAGUUGUGCAGUACGGAGAGGACGUGGUCCAUGAAUUCCAUCUGAACGACUACAGGUCCGUGCAGGACGUGGUGGCGGCCGCCAGCCACAUCGAGCAGCGCGGGGGCACCGAGACCAGGACCGCCUACGGCAUCGAGUUCGCUCGCUCGGAGGCGUUCCGGAAGGGCGGCCGGAAAGGGGCGAAGCGGGUGAUGAUCGUCAUCACGGAUGGGGAAUCCCACGACAGCCCGGACCUGGAGAAGGUGAUCGAGGACAGCGAGAGGGACAACGUCACCAGAUACGCCGUGGCGGUUCUGGGUUAUUACAACAGGAGAGGGAUCAACCCCGAGGCCUUUCUGAACGAGAUCAAAUUCAUUGCCAGCGACCCCGACGACAAACAUUUCUUCAACGUCACCGACGAGGCAGCGCUCAAGGACAUCGUGGAUGCUCUGGGAGAAAGGAUUUUCAGCCUGGAAGGAACCAACAAGAACGAGAUCUCCUUCGGACUGGAAAUGUCCCAGACUGGAUUUUCAUCCCAUGUCGUGGAAGACGGGAUCCUGCUGGGAGCAGUGGGAGCCUACGACUGGAAUGGAGCCGUCCUGAAGGAAACCAGCAGCGGGAAGGUCAUUCCUCUGCGGGAAUCCUACCUGCAGGAAUUCCCGGAGGAGCUGAAAAACCACGGAGCCUACUUAGGUUACACCGUCUCCUCCGUCGUCUCCACCAAGCACGAGCGGAUUUACGUGGCGGGAGCGCCGCGCUUCAACCACACCGGCAAAGUCAUCCUGUUCACCAUGCACAGCAACAGGAACCUCACCAUCCACCAGGCCCUCAAGGGAGAGCAGAUCGGCUCCUACUACGGCAGCGAGAUCAAUUCCCUGGAUGCCAACGGCGACGGCGUCACCGACGUCCUGCUGGUGGGAGCGCCCAUGUUCUUCAGCGAGGGCCGCGAGAGGGGCAAGGUCUACGUGUACACCCUGCGGGGGAACCUCUUCAUUCCCAGCGGAGCGCUGGGGGAUCUCCAGAGUUACCAGAAUUCCCGUUUCGGCUCCUGCAUCGCCGCCGUUCCCGACCUCAACCAGGACUCCUACAACGACCUGGUGGUGGGGGCCCCUCUGGAGGACGAGCACCAAGGAGCCAUCUACGUUUUCCUGGGAUUCCAGGAGACCAUCCUGAGGAAGUACAAGCAGCGGAUCGCGGCCGCCCAGCUGGCCCCGGGGCUGAGGUACUUCGGCUGCAGCAUCCACGGGCAGCUGGAUCUGAACGAGGACGGGCUGGUGGACCUGGCCGUGGGCUCGCUGGGCAACGCCGUGCUGCUCUGGUCCCGCAGCGUAGUCCGGAUCAAUGCCAGCCUCCGCUUCGAGCCCUCCAAGAUCAACAUCUUCACCAAGGACUGCAAGCGCAACGGGAAGGAGGCCACGUGCAUGAGAGCCUUCGUCUGCUUCACCGCCCUCUUCCUCUCCGCUCACUUCCAGACCUCCAGCGUGGGGCUCAGGUACAACGCGACCAUCGACGAGCGCCGCUACUCGCCCCGGGCGCACCUGGACGACGGCGCCGAGCGGGCGAGGGGGCUGGAGCUGCCCUCGGGGCUGGAGCGCUGCCACAGCCUCCCCUUCCACGUCCUGGACACGGCGGAUUACGUGAAGCCGGUGACGUUCUCCAUCGACUACGAGCUGGAGCACACCGAGCAUGGCCCCAUGCUGGAGGAUGGGUGGCCCACCUCGCUCAGGGUCUCUGUCCCCUUCUGGAACGGCUGCAACGAGGACGAGCACUGUGUCCCGGACCUGGUGCUGGAUGCCAGGAGUGACAUUCCCAGUGCCACGGAAUUCUGCCGGAGGGCGCUGUGGAGGGGCGACUGCUCAGCCUUCAGCCUCUCCUUCGACGCCUCCGUCUUCGUCGUCGAGAGCAGCAGGAGAAGGGUGGCCGUGGAAGCGACGCUGGAAAACCGCGGGGAAAACGCCUACAGCACCGUCCUCAACAUCUCCUUCUCCAGGAACCUCCAGUUCGCCAGCUUGAUCCCCAAGGACGACACCGACAUCAACAUCGACUGCGCCAGUGACGAGCGCCACCCCAGCAGGAGGGUGUGCAACGUCAGCUACCCCUUCUUCCGAGCCAAGGCCAAGGUCGCGUUCCGCCUGGAUUUUGAGUUCAGCAAGUCCGUGUUCCUGCAGAGCAUGGAGGUCUACAUGGUGGCCAGCAGUGACAGCGAGGAGAAGGAAAACACCAAGGAGGACAACGUCGCCCACCUCAACCUCCAGCUCAAGUACGAGGCCGACCUGCUCUUCACCAGGGAAGCCACUACCACGACCCCUGUGUCCAUGCUGGAAUUCCAUCGGCUUCUCCCACAGGAAAACACCACCUGCAGCAUCUGGGGGAACAGCACUGACUACCGGAGAACCCCGGCGGAGGAGGACCUGUCCCGCACCCCACACCUGAACCACAGCAACUCGGACGUGGUUUCCAUCGACUGCGAGGUGAAACUGGCCCCCAACGAGGAGCUGAACUUGCACUUGCGUGGAAAUCUGUGGCUGAAGUCUCUAAAAGCACUGAAGUUCAAGGCACUGAAGCUCACCACCAACGCCGCGCUCCAGCGGCGCUUCCAGAGCCCCGUGGUUUUCCGGGAGGAGGAUCCCAGCCGCCAGAUCACGUUUGAGAUCUCCAAGCCUGAGGAAUGGCAGAUUCCCAUCUGGAUCAUCCUCGGGAGCACCUUGGGGGGUCUCCUGCUCCUGGCCCUGCUCGUCCUGGCGCUCUGGAAGCUCGGGUUCUUCAAGAGCGGGAGCCGCCGGCGAGCGGCGGAGCGGGAGCAGAAUUCCCAAGGGAUGGAGUGACUCUGCCGGGGCCAGGAGCCCCCUCCCAGCUCCGGAGAUUCCCGGGAUCCCGAGGGAUUUGGGGGCUGAGCUUGGCUUUGCAGCAGGAGGAGAGAACGCCCCUUGUGGGACAGCACUUAAAAGCCAUAAAAACCCCUCAAACCAACUGAAAUUUCCCC
Molecule: messenger RNA, 3654 nt
Organism: Parus major (Great Tit)
Lineage: Eukaryota; Metazoa; Chordata; Aves; Passeriformes; Paridae
Gene: ITGA11
Product: integrin subunit alpha 11
Exons: 28
Coding region: 86-3496 (1136 amino acids)
Biological process (GO): cell-matrix adhesion; integrin-mediated signaling pathway; cell-cell adhesion
Cellular component (GO): integrin complex; external side of plasma membrane
Molecular function (GO): integrin binding
Source: RefSeq, a predicted model, not a curated record